Messenger RNA from Radiomyces spectabilis, 2741 nucleotides. RefSeq names its product MoaB/Mog domain-containing protein. Lineage: Eukaryota; Fungi; Mucoromycota; Mucoromycetes; Mucorales; Radiomycetaceae. The coding region runs from base 482 to 2446 and encodes 654 amino acids. The record is from RefSeq and is a predicted model, not a curated record. Gene Ontology annotation, cellular component: cytosol; cytoplasm. The transcript is spliced from 7 exons. Gene Ontology annotation, biological process: molybdenum incorporation into molybdenum-molybdopterin complex; Mo-molybdopterin cofactor biosynthetic process. Gene Ontology annotation, molecular function: molybdopterin molybdotransferase activity.
AAUCGGUUUCUGUGCUGUUGACAGUUACUCGUUCUAGCUUGGUCUGCCAUUCUGGGUAUUGUUGGACAUUGGUCAAAAUGUGCCAGAGGUGAUCUGCGGUGGUGGUGAAUUGGGCGGUUCGAGAGACGAUAUGACUGGCAGGCAACAGCAAGCCAAUCACGUAUAUUAGAAUGGGUAUGCAAGGUAUAAUAACAGCAACGACGAUUAACGCAGUGAAUAAACUAAUCAUACGUUGCAAAAUGACGAUAAGAGAAAAGAGGUGAAAAGGGAAGAAAAAAAAAAGUGUGGUGAAAGGAAAAAGGGGAGUGGGGCCCCAAAAAAAGAAAGAAAAAAUUGGGUCUGCUUGAAUUGUUGAAGCUUGUGAUCCAAUUUUGAUUGGUCAGUUUUCUCGCCCAUUUGACCAGUGACACCCAUUUUUCAAAGAUCUGACGCAUUAUUGGGCACUUGUUGGACACCGCAUUGUUGCCACGCUCUCUUUCUUAUGACUUCUGAUCCUCGAUUUACAGCUGGGGUAUUGACAGUGAGCGAUACUGCGUCUCAAGACCCAAGUCAAGAUAAAAGCGGACCGCUGUGUCUUGAUAUACUCACGGACGACGGCAAAUAUACUGUUACGCAGCAAAAGGUCGUGGCUGAUACUGCAGAAACAAUUGCCAAUACCAUCGUGGACUGGAGCGAUGUCUUGGGGUUAGAUCUCAUUGUUGUCACUGGUGGUACCGGUUUCGCCCCUCGCGAUGUGACACCCGAGGCUGUUGCGCCGUUGUUGACGAGACCGACCCCGGGUAUCACGCAUCUCCUCCUGUCCAGUUCAUUGAAUGUCACUCCGUUUGCUGCCUUGUCCCGCCCGGUGACAGGAUUCCGUAACCAUACCUUGAUUAUCACGAUGCCCGGGAGUCCUAAAGCAUGCAAAGAAAAUCUCUCGGCUGUUCUUCCUGUCUUGCCACAUGGAUUGGAUCUGCAAAAGGGCGUCUCCAUGGCCAAGGUCCAUCGCCAAAUGCAGGAAUCCCAAGGAUCAGAUAAAUCCAGUGAUUCGUUGCAGUCGCGCAAGAGAAAACAUGCUCACCCGCACCAUCAUAAAUGCAUCCAUCGUCAUGAUGCCGCAGGCCAUCCCAGCCAAACCGGCCUUUCCAAGAACUUGUCUACCCCAGUCGCUCGUCGAGCUCGGUCGUCGCCUUACCCACUGAUCUCUGUUCAGGAAGCCCAGGAUAUCGUUGCUCGAUAUGCAAAGCCCAUUCACACCGUCCUUAAGCCUGUGACGGAAAACCUAGUAGGCUAUAUUUUGGCUGAAGAUGUCGAAGCCCCGGAACAAGUACCUGGAUACCCAGCGUCGGUGGUCGACGGCUACGCAGUCCAUUUGAAAGAUGGACCGGGGGUUUAUCCCGUCGUCUCGGCGUCUCUUGCCGAUACCAAUACCGAAUGCGAGCCACUAGCCCCUGGCACCAUCGCUCGAAUUACGACGGGCGGAAUGGUACCGCCGGGAGCCGAUGCUGUUGUCAUGGUAGAGGAUACCAAAUUGAUCAAAGCUUCAGAAGAUGGCCAAAAGGAACUUGAAGUGGAAAUACUCACCUCAUCAUCUCACUUGGAGAACAUCCGUAUGCCAGGCGAUGAUUGUGAAAAAGGCAUGAUCGUUUGCAAGGCAGGACAAAUGAUCUCCUCAGUCGGCGGCGAAUUGGGUUUACUAGCUUCAGUGGGUGUUAAGAAAGUGAUGGUUUACGGUAAACCUCGCGUGGGCAUCAUGUCGUCCGGGAACGAGGUGAUGGAUCAUUUGCAGACGGAAAAACUAGGGCCAGGGCAGAUUCGAGAUACCAAUCGUCUGACGCUCCUUGCAGCGGUUUCCGCCUCUGGUUUCGAAGCUGUCGAUUUGGGCAUUGUGCGCGAUUCGGUCGGUGACCUUGAAAAGCAUAUGCGGGAAGCGUUGAAUAAUGUCGACGUCUUGAUCACCACAGGUGGCGUGUCUAUGGGCGAAGCCGACUUUAUGAAACCCAUUCUGGAACAAAAAUUGGGGGCCACCGUCCACUUUGGUCGAGUGCUCAUGAAGCCUGGCAAACCCACCACCUUUGCCACUAUUCCUGAAGUCAGCGGCCACAAGUUGAUCUUUGCGUUACCUGGAAAUCCGGUUUCUGCGACCGUGACGUUCUAUCUGUUUGUCCUUCCCGCCCUCCGUCGUCUGUCUGGCAACAGCCAGCCUGACAAUGUGCUGAUUCCUGUAACCAUGGACCAUGAUAUCGCACUGGAUGGUCGUCCUGAAUAUCAUCGUGUUCGAGUCAGCAUCUCUGAAAAUGGGUUAGUUGCAGAAUCCACGGGUAAGCAGCAGAGCAGCCGCAUGCUGAGUUUAUCGGCAGCGAAUGGAUUACUGCAACUUCCCGCCAGCAGUGACCAUCAAUCGGCAAUCAAGAAAGGAGAAACCGUGUCUUGCCUUUUACUGGCCCCUCUGUACACAUCAGCAUAAGAAAAGAAAGCCAAAACCUCUUGAUAAAAAAAAUGUUCCUUCCUCAAGCGUUAACUGUUCUAAACGUAUGGGAUGUCGUCCUCGUGGUUCCUCAUCCGCAUCAUGUUGUAUUUAUUCUACUCCAUUGAUGUUGUUUCGGAGUAAUUCAUUGUAUCAUUUUACACUUCUUUUUUCCUUUUGCUUUUUCCAUUUGACUAUGCUGGCUGAAUCUUGGUGAAUCUCUCAGAUUUAGAGAAAAGCGCAUAUUUCACAUCAUACUCCAUAGUCAUUAUUACUGUUUUUUCAUAUAUGAUAC